UCCUCAAAUCAAAGGCUCUCGUCUCUUCUCCUUUCCCCUCUUCUAUCUCUCGCGCCUCGCCGAUAAUCUUAGACAGAGAAAGCAAGCAAACAUACACACAUAUACAUAGAGAGAGAGAAGAGAGAACAGAGGAGAGAGGAAACUGAAGCCACUGAGUCUCUUGAAUACAGUCAACAAUGGCGCUAUAUCUUCUCUACGAGUCAGCUUCUGGGUAUGCUCUGUUUUUGGCCCAUGGUAUUGAUGAAAUCGGUCAGAACACAGAGGCAGUUCGGAACUCCGUGACUGACCUCAAUCGAUUCGGCAAAGUCGUGAAGCUCGUAGCUUUUACCCCAUUCGAGUCCGCUCUCGACGCUCUCAAUCAAUGCAACGCCAUCUCCGAAGGCCAUAUGACUGAUGAGUUGAGGAAUUUUUUGGAGCUAACUCUCCCAAAAGUUAAGGACGGAAAGAAGCCUAAAUUCAGUUUAGGCGUUGCUGAGCCUAAGAUUGGAUCACAUGUCUUUGAAGUGACCAAGAUUCCCUGCCAAAGUAAUGAGUUUGUUCUUGAGCUUAUUCGCGGUGUGAGGUUGCAUUUUGAUAGGUUCAUUGAGAACCUGAAGCCUGGUGAUUUGGACAAAGCCCAACUUGGUCUGGGGCACAGUUACAGCAGGGCAAAGGUCAAAUUCAAUGUUAACCGCGUUGACAAUAUGGUUAUUCAGGCUAUCUUCCUUCUUGAUACUCUUGAUAAAGAUAUCAAUUCCUUUUCCAUGAGAGUCAGAGAAUGGUACUCUUGGCAUUUUCCUGAACUAGUAAAGAUUGUCAAUGACAACUAUCUUUAUGCCAAAGUUUCAAAAUUUGUUGAGAACAAAUCGGAAUUGUUUGAAGAUAAACUACCAGGCUUGAUUGAUAUAGUUGGAGAUGAAGAUAAAGCAAAGGAAAUCGUAGAAGCUGCUAAAGCAUCCAUGGGGCAGGACUUGUCUCCAAUUGACUUGAUUAAUGUCAAGCAAUUUGCGCAGAGGGUAAUGGACCUUUCUGAGUACAGAAAAAAGCUCUAUGAAUAUCUGGUCACUAAAAUGAACGACAUUGCUCCCAAUUUGGCUGCUCUGAUUGGUGAAGUUGUUGGAGCUCGUUUGAUUUCUCAUGCUGGUAGCCUCACAAAUCUGGCAAAGUGCCCUUCUUCUACACUUCAGAUCCUUGGUGCAGAGAAGGCACUCUUCAGGGCAUUGAAAACCCGAGGAAACACCCCGAAGUAUGGCCUUAUAUUCCAUUCUUCUUUUAUUGGCCGGGCAUCUGCUCGAAACAAAGGCCGAAUGGCUCGUUAUCUUGCAAACAAGUGCUCUAUCGCAUCUCGCAUUGACUGUUUCUUAGAUAAGAAUACCACUGCUUUUGGGGAGAAACUUCGUGAACAGGUUGAGGAACGACUUGACUUUUAUGACAAGGGGGUUGCACCUCGUAAAAACAUUGAUGUGAUGAAGACUGCACUUGAAAUAUCUCUAAACAAAGAUACAGACAUGGAUGUGGAUGAAUCUGCAUUAAAGAAAAGCAAGAAAAAGAAGUCAAAAGUAGAGGCUGCAGAAGAUGAUGAUCCUAUGGCUGAGGAUAAAACAAUUGUUGAUACAAAUGGGGAUGUUUCUGAGGAGCUCAAAAGUGAAAAAAAGAAGAAGAAGAAGGAUAAACGAAAAUCAGAACAGGAACUGGAUGAAGCUGCAGAAAAUGGGAACGUUGUGAAUGGGUUCGAUGCAGAUGAGAGAACUGCUAAGAAGAAGAAAAAGAAGAAGAGUAAGGAUGAAGAAGAUGGUGAUCUUCCAGCUGCUAGUGAAGGUAAGAAGAAAAAGAAGAAGUCAAGAAGCGUAGACGAUGAGUGAAUUUUGAGUGGAUUUUGUAACAUGUGAUCGGGUGGUCAAAGUUCAGGUAGAUAAUGAUCUGGCUUGCUUUGCUGUCUUAUGUAUUGCUUUCUUUAGUUUUUCCAAUAGUAAAGGUCAUAACUCUAUGGUAAGACAAUGUGGAAAUGUUUGGUCUUAUUUUGAUUUGAUUAUCGGUAUCUCAUGGUGUUUAAUGUGGG
This is a messenger RNA of Camellia sinensis, 2038 nucleotides long. RefSeq names its product nucleolar protein 56. Gene Ontology annotation, molecular function: snoRNA binding. Gene Ontology annotation, cellular component: small-subunit processome; box C/D methylation guide snoRNP complex. The record is from RefSeq and is a predicted model, not a curated record. Lineage: Eukaryota; Viridiplantae; Streptophyta; Magnoliopsida; Ericales; Theaceae.